CUUACAUGGACAGCAAUAUGGUUUGUCCGUAGUAGCAACGUCAGAAAUAAAGAACAUGUUAAGGUUGAAUCCUCUUGCUGGAGGCUUCGAGCGUCAAUGGGUUUGAGAUACUGAGUGAACUCACUGACACAACAAUGGAUGUACCAUUGCAGAGGCUAAACAUUCGUUACAAGGAUGAAGAUGGCACAGUGCUUUAUGAGUCCUAUGUACCUCCUUCUCGGGAUUCAGUCCAUCUCCCCACCUAUGUCAUCUAUCUUCUCAUAGCCGUCUUCAUUGUGGUGUCCGUUCUUUACGCCAUUAUUGGCCACCUCAUCAAAGACCUCAUCCAUGACUUUGCAGACUGCCUGUUUGGGAAGCAGCCUGAAGAAGUGGUGGUGAACUAUUGUGAGGCCAAAGAUAAGUUUAUGGUAGACUGGUCCCCAGAAACCUCACCUGAACUGGAGGCAAUGGCUCGGGCAGAGGAGAACAAGAUGGUGGACAGGGACUUCAUGAAAGCACCUGCAAUUUGGAUCAUCUCCACAGAACCUCGGAGCACCAAGAAAGGACCUCGUGUUGUUUUUGGGAAGAGAUAAUAGUCAUGUUGAUGAUAUGAUGACAAAUGUGAGUGGAUAAGGACAUUAAUUAUUUAUGAGACAUGAAUUAUUUAUGCGUAAAUCUAAAACUAUAUAUCUUCAUGCCGUAAACAUUCAGGUUUGCUGUAGUUUAAGAGGUGGAACAAUUAAUUGGUCAUUUGGGGACAUCUUGUGGCUACUCAUAGUCAUUACAUCUGAUUUUAAAGUACAGGUAUUAUGCAACUAACCAAAACAAAACAUACCCGCUAUAAAUCAC
Gambusia affinis (western mosquitofish) is the source of this 828-nucleotide messenger RNA. RefSeq lists its product as uncharacterized. NCBI's taxonomy places the organism in Eukaryota, Metazoa, Chordata, Actinopteri, Cyprinodontiformes, Poeciliidae. The coding region runs from base 135 to 572 and encodes 145 amino acids. The transcript is spliced from 3 exons. The record is from RefSeq and is a predicted model, not a curated record.